UAGGGUUUCAAGUCAUUUGAUUAAAGAACGUCGAUUAUUUAACAUCUAAAUCUAAGAUGGAUACACCUCUCCAUGUGGACACGAUCUGGAAUAGCUUGCGGCCACUCGGAAAUUACCAAAGAUGUCAGAUAGCGUACUUACUCUUUAUGGUCAUGUUUCAAAUCGCCGCUGUUGUAUUAAACUUCGUUUUGUAUGGACAUGUCCCGGAUUUCAAAUGCAACCCUUUGCAUGAGCCUUUGUCAACAUACGGACUACCUGACGCGGGAGAGAACCGUACCUCAUACGAGGUCACUUACGGAAAGUGUGAGAUUUCAGUGGUGACAAACACAACCAAUGGUACACUGCUAGGCACGUCGACCCUCUCCUGCAAAGAAGGAUAUUUCUUCGACAAAACAGAAGGAACGACCAUUAUUUCAGAGUGGAACCUUGUGUGUGACCAAUCGGGAGUUGGAGAACUCGGCCAGACUCUUGUUAUGGCUGGUCAGAUCGUCGGGGCAACUCUAUUUACCUCCCUUGCCGACCGCUAUGGCCGGAAGCCAGUGUUUGUGAGCACGCACCUCCUGCUGUUCAUUAUGAGUCUCUCGCUCACGUUCGUCCCAACCUUUGUCGUGUUUGCGAUCAUGAGAUUCGUCAUUGGUGCAUUACAACAAGGAAUGGGUUUAGCGAUGUCCAUCAUGACUCUGGAAAUAGUACCUCAAGAGCACAGAGGCGCAGUUGGCGCUCUUGGGCAAUUCGCAUGGACGGCGUUUGUAGUUAUAUUAGCAGGUAUAGGAUAUUUCAUGCGGAACCUCUCAUGGCGGUACAUCCAACUUGUAACGGCACUUGCAUCGUUUCAUGCCCUGGCAUCAUAUUGGAUUGUUGACGAAUCUUUAAGAUGGCUUAUUGCAAACAACCGAAAAGACGAGGCUAUGAAAGUGAUUCAGAGGGUAGCGAGGAUCAACAAGGUCAGCAAAGCGCAAGUGGCGGAGGUGAUGCUAUUGCUUUCUGAUGGUCAUGAGCCGGGGAAUCGUGUGUCGUGUAACAGCCGAUCAGAAGGACUGCAACCAUUAAAUGGUCACGUGGUGUCACCUCUACAAGACGUUUCCGACGAUACCCAGGAUGAUACGUACACCAUCGCAACGAGGAUGUCUGAUAGUUCAGAUAAAACUAACGUUAUAGACUUAUUCCGACACAGGCUGCUACUGAAACAUUCCUUGAUACUAUGGUUUGUUUGGUGUACGAAUAGUCUGACGUAUUUUGGUUUAUAUCUGACGUCUUCAUCUCUUACCGGGAAUCGCCAUCUUAACUUUUUCCUCAAUGGAUUAGUGGAGCUCCCUGGUGCAUUCCUGUACGCCCUCCUUGUUAAUCGAUUAGGCCGAAAGAGAUGCUGUGUAUUGUUCCAUGCCGUGACGGGGGUGGCCCUGAUUUUGUCUGUUGUCUUACUGCAGAUUGCAGGGGACAAUGCAAAUAGUUCUCUUUCGAUUCUCUCUACGGUGCUGAACUACGUGGGGAAACUUGGAAUAGCAGCCUCAUUCGCCCUGCUGUUUCUCUACACUCCCGAACUGUACCCGACUAAUCUUAGAAAUAUUGGUCUCGGGAUAUGUUCUGCAGCAGCUCGCAUAGGAGGAAUGAUUGCACCAUAUUCCAACAUAUUUGCGUCUUACGUGAUUUGGGGCCCAGGAGUUGCUUUUGGGAUUUGUUGCAUUCUUGUGGCUUUCCUCACCCUCCUGCUACCAGAGACGAAUGGAAAAGAACUCCCACAGACAGUCGAAGACUAUAAUGAUUGGGUAAAACGAAAACCGAAAGCAGCACAAACAAUAUAGAUGCGUGACUAACGAUCUGUAACUACGACUCCUUUGUCAGUGAUAAAAUUUGACUGUUUUAGACCGAAAGUAAAGAACCACAAACGUUAAUUAAUAUACAAUUCUUUUUGUCAUUUUCGAUUCCUAACAGUGUAUUCAUCAUUUGAUUACCAAUUUCCUUUGAGGGAGGUGUACACGGAUGUAUAAGAGAUUUACGGUUCUAAAGAAACAUCCCUAAUUGGCCCCUUGUUCCUAGCGACGACCACGUUUUACAAAUGGUCUUAAUUUUCUUACAUGUUUAUUACGAAGGCAUUGGCAAACGUUUAAUGUGUACUUACAGUAUAAAGUUUAUCACCAUGGCAACAAUUUCAUCUUUGAAGCGUUGAUUAUAUUAGCAUGUUGCAGCUAAUAUCAAUCACCAUAGGCGAAGAUCUAAUCGUGUUUAACCGUAGAUAUUCGGCAUUCCAAGGCUACAUGUAAUCAAUUAUAGCACAUGAAAAAUACAAAUAUUCUGUAUAGAAACUUUGAUUAAACGUAUACAAAUGAAUCUCGUUUAUCUGGACACUUAUUUCAUAUCCGGAUUAUCAUGGUUUCUGUUUCAUUAAAAUAGGAAUUAUCCUCGAAAGGUAUCUAAAUAUGCUAUUAAGGGUCAAGAUAAUCACUUUAAUUAUAUAGUUGUUAUAUUUGUAAUAUUAUAAGAUACACAUUAUAAUCACAUAUUUGUCAUCUCGUAAUAUUUCAUUAAGAUAAUCACUAUAAUUAUAUAGUUGUCAUAUUUGUAAUAUUAUAAGAUACACUUUAUUAUCACAUAUUUUUCAUUCUUGUAAUAUUUCAUCAAGAUACUCACUAUAAUUAUAUAGUUGUCAUAUUUGUAAUAUUAUAAGAUAAACAUUAUAAUCACAUAUUUGUCAUUCUUGUAAUAUUUCAUUAAGAUAAUCACUAUAAGUAUGUAGUUGUCAUAUUUGUAAUAUUACAUUAAGAUACACAUUAUUUAAGGAAUGAUUUUUAUUUUUUCAACA
Mizuhopecten yessoensis (Yesso scallop) is the source of this 2800-nucleotide messenger RNA. Its product is annotated as organic cation transporter protein-like. Gene Ontology annotation, molecular function: transmembrane transporter activity. The record is from RefSeq and is a predicted model, not a curated record. The transcript has 10 exons. NCBI's taxonomy places the organism in Eukaryota, Metazoa, Mollusca, Bivalvia, Pectinida, Pectinidae. The coding region runs from base 57 to 1802 and encodes 581 amino acids. Gene Ontology annotation, biological process: transmembrane transport.